AAUCUUUCGGUUUCCCCUUGUGAGCUCGUCGACCUCUGUAAUCGACUGUGCAGGUCUUACCUUUGACAGUUCAUUGUACAACAAUGGCAGGAGUCGAGGCUACACAACCUGAUCAGGUUUCCAAAACCAGCAGCGUGCCAGCUGAAGGAUAUGAAAAGAAAUGUAUUUUCUGCAAGAUCGUAAACAAUGAAAUGGGCACGGAGCUUCUUCACUGUGACGAGGAGAUCUCAUGUUUUAGAGACAUUAAACCUGGAGCUCCCCACCAUUACCUGGUCGUCCCAACCAAACACGUAGGGAAUUGUAAAACACUCAGCAAGGAGCAUGUGCCUUUGGUGAAGCGGAUGGUCGAGACAGGGAAGGAGAUCCUCCAGAAAAACAACGUAACAGACCUCAGCGAUGUCAGGUUCGGUUUCCACUGGCCCCCAUUCUGUUCUGUCACACACCUACACCUUCAUGUCCUGGCACCUGCCAGUCAAAUUGGCUUCAUGUCCCGCCUCUUCUACAGGCUCAACUCUUAUUGGUUUAUUACGGCAGACCAGCUGAUUGAGCUUCUUAACUCUAAGGGAGAGACCAACUAAUCCCUCGCUUUGGAUCCAGUUCUGACAGUACUUGACUUUGAUGUGACUGAAACAUCCACCUUCUUGCAGAUGUCAUGUUGGAUGAUACACUCUCACAUAAAGUUGCUGUCUGUUUGGUCAGAGCUAAUGACAUUAUUUUAAACUGGUGACGUUUGUAACCAGAGACCACUUUUCAGACUGGAAGCAAACUGAAGGCUUGAAUGAAGCCAAAUCUUUUUUCUUGCUACUUGCGACAUGUCACACAAAUGAUUUUUUAAAUGUUUUUUUACAGAAGGAGUUUAUUAAAUCUCAAUUAAUCCGCCAUAAAAAAAUGCAUUUACUUUAUGGACCAAGUAGCAUACGGUGUGAUUCCCCUGUUUUCAUCUGGUAAUCGCCAAAGAAAAUGUUGAAGGCGUUAUUUCUUUUUACUGAAUGGAAAGGUGAGUACAACAAUAGAUAGCCAAUAUAAUUAUAAGCUGUUUUAUUUCCUGGCAUGCUUAAUGCUUUGAAAAUCAGAUUUUAUUCAUGUGUAAUUGAGAAAAAAAGUAUAAGUAAGACAAAUUAAUUUGUCUAAUUCACAUUUUGACGUAAAACGUUGGAUAGUUGUGUAACGAAGGUUCCUCAGCUAUGUUGAGUUAUCUCAUAAUUUUGUGGCCUUGGUGAAGUGGGUCAAAGCCCAGAGUAUUAUUAACUAUUUACAAGGCUCCUUUACAGUGGAAGCAGCUAAGUGAUCCUCUAACACUGUAAAGUAUGCUAAAUGAUCUCAACAAACACUAAAAUAUAGCCAGGUAUCUGUUUAUACAUGCUCAUCUCACGUUUGAUUUGAUACAAUGUCCUAGGAUUGUGUUAAGAUAUAUAAGAUGAACUAACGGUAUUGUGCAUGAAGUGAAUAUGCCAUACGAUACUACUGUAUAUUAAGGAAUGUAAAGACAGAAAACCAAACUGUAUGUACUGUACACAAGUGUAUGCACUUUAAGAAUUAAUUUAACUUGGAAUAAAUAAUACAUUGCUGCUCC
This is a messenger RNA of Sander lucioperca (pikeperch), 1573 nucleotides long. RefSeq names its product histidine triad nucleotide binding protein 3 (gene hint3). Gene Ontology annotation, molecular function: catalytic activity. The record is from RefSeq and is a predicted model, not a curated record. Bases 84 to 578 code for a protein of 164 amino acids. The transcript is spliced from 5 exons. Lineage: Eukaryota; Metazoa; Chordata; Actinopteri; Perciformes; Percidae.